This is a messenger RNA of Nicotiana attenuata, 1375 nucleotides long. Its product is annotated as cold shock domain-containing protein 3-like. Gene Ontology annotation, molecular function: nucleic acid binding; zinc ion binding. The transcript has 2 exons. The coding region runs from base 281 to 1075 and encodes 264 amino acids. NCBI's taxonomy places the organism in Eukaryota, Viridiplantae, Streptophyta, Magnoliopsida, Solanales, Solanaceae. The record is from RefSeq and is a predicted model, not a curated record.
ACAUAUAAUUUCUCUAAGAAAGAAAUUCAAAAUACAAGAUAAAUAAAUUCUAGAAAUCAAAUUUUACAACGUAAACUCUUGGUCUUACCAUAUUUAUUGGAUUGGAUAAAUAUGCAACAAAUUUACAACCAAACCCAACAAAAAUCAGGAACCGAAAAGCCCUAACGUCCCCCCUUUAAAACGCUUUAAGGCGCCGAAACUCUAUUUAGGGUUUCCCCUUUAGCUAUAAGAAUCUCUCGGCGGAAUUUGAGCUUUUUCAAGGGUUUGCCAUCGGUUAACAAUGGCGGUGGAGACGUCGAGAAUGACAGGUGUGGUGUCCAAGUUCAACAACCAAAAAGGCUACGGAUUCAUCAAGCCUGAUGAUGGAUCCGAGGAUCUAUUCGUUCAUCAAUCUGAGAUCAAAUCCGACGGCUACCGUUCUCUCUACGAAGGCCAGAAAGUGGAGUUCACAAUGAUUGUGAAGGGUGAUAAGUAUCAGGCUAAUGAUGUCACUGGUCCUGAUGGUGCUCCUCUCGAUAGUGGCCGUAACAAUACCCGUGGUGGUUACGGCUAUGGCGGUAACGGUUAUCGCAGGAACGGCGGUGGUGACGGUGGAUAUCGUAGUGGCGGUGGUGAGUGUUAUACCUGUGGAAAGACGGGACAUUUAGCUAGGGAUUGUGAUCGUAGCAGUGGAGGCGGCGGUGGUGGUGGUGGCAGAGGCGGCGGGUGUUAUAACUGUGGUGCGAGUGGGCAUUUAGCGCGGGAUUGUGACCGUGCCAGUGGUGGUGGUGAUGGUUAUCGGAGGAGUGGUAAUGAUGGUUGUUACACUUGUGGCGGGUAUGGCCACAUGGCUCGAGACUGCCCGAGUAGUGGACGUCUUGGUGGUGGUGGUGGUGGUGGAGGAGGUAAUGGGGCUUGUUACACAUGCGGUGCACAAGGACACAUGGCAAGAGACUGUCCCCGUGAGGGUGGGGUUAGUGGUGGUAGUUAUGGGAGAUAUGGUGGUGGUGGUGGUAGUGGACGAGGAAGCAAGUGUUACAACUGUGGAGAGGCGGGUCACUUUGCUAGGGAAUGCACUAGCCAAUCCGUCAACUGAUCAUGUGUCAAUUGAAGUGCAAGUUUGGGAAUCAAAUUCUGAAGAGUAGCUGGAUAAGCUUUUGCGAAUAUUUGUUUUGAAAUAACAUUUAAUCUUAACUAGCUUGAGAUUGAGUAGUAGUUGGUUGACCGAGUAGUUUCCGGUGGAACACUUGAUACAUAAACAUUGUCCCCCUUUAGACUUUUUAAAUACGGUCAUAUGGUGCAUUGUACAUUUGUAGUUGAAACAGUGGGAGUUACAUGACCCCUGGUCCGGAUGUUUGGUUGAGAUUUAGGCCAUUGUUAUCUUUUUUUAUUGUUA